AUGCCGCAGCGUGCAUUACGUUUUGGGAAGCCGUUGCACAGUUUUAGUUAAUCGACCUUACCUCGAUGACAAUAACGUAUAUAUUUACGGGAAAAGAUUGUUGGCCGUCGUGUUUGCUCGAGAUUACCUGUGCUUCCCUCUAACGGAGUAUGCAGAAACGCCACAAAAGAUGGCCAUCGCUGCUUCGGAGAAUUAUCAACUUAAAUGGCACAGCUAUGGCGCGCAUCUGCACAGCUCUGUCGCGACGUUACUCCAUUCAGAAUCCUUCGCAGAUGUUUUGUUAGCAACAUCCUGCGGCCGGCACGUGGCGGCUCAUCGAUUUGUCCUUGCCGCUUGUUCAUCGUAUCUCAGUCAUAUUUUUCAAACAUGCCACUUUGGUGCAAACACAAACGCUCCAAUAAUUGUGGUAUUACCAACAGAAAUUGGAUAUCGCACAUUAAAAAUUCUAAUUCAAUACAUGUACAGCGGCGAAGCCACGGUGACAAAUGAUCAAUUAGAAGGUGUAUUAAAAGCGGGUGAUAUACUGCGCGUACGAGGUUUAUGGAGAUCUAAUACCGGAAGCAAAAAGGAGAAUAUACAGUCGAAUAAUCAGAAGGUGGAGCGAGAUAAGCGGGAGCAGCCACCUUUAACCGGUCAAAUUCAAAAAAUCAAACUGGUUCAACCAAGUAUGGAGAAAAUCGUCGAGAAUACGCAACAGACCACGCCGAUGCAAAAUAACGUUCAACCUCAGAAACCUACCUCAGAGAGAAAGAGUAUUGAAAAAAUUGAAGAGAAGAUUAGCGAACCAGAGUCCAAGAAAAUUUUGGAGGAAAAUAAAAAUAACGAACAGAACAAGAAUAAGGAAAAUGUGGAAACCAAUGGGAAAAAAAGAAAAACCACUAACAGUGAUGUGGAGUCUAACAAAUCUAAAAGCGAGGAUGGUGAAAACACCGAAUUGAACCUGGAACUUUUAGUAAAAGACGAACCAAUUUGGGAGGAAACUAUUGAUCCAUCGGAGUCAUUAACGAUAGACCACGAGAUCGAUAUAAAACCGGAAAUCGUACAUAGCGCAGAUGAGGAGGAAGAAUAUAGCCCGUUAACAUGCGACAUGUGCAGUCAAACAUUUAAUCGGCCAUCAGACUGGGUGAGACACAUUGAAUUUACACAUGCUGAUAUGACUGAGAAUCGAAGAAAAAAGAGGAAGGGCGAUGUGGAUGAUGACAGUAAGGAUUUUCCUCCUUUGAAAUGUGAUCUUUGUGGUAAUAUGUAUUCAACACCGCAGGAAUGGGUACGCCAUAUACAAACGGAACACACAGAAGAACAAUUAGCUCUGAUGAAUAAUUCCGCACCUCCUAAACCAAAAAGGGUUCACAGUCAUCAAAAAUUAUGCAACAUUUGUCAAAAAGAAUUUCCAAGCCAUGCAUCGAUGGUAAUUCACCAAAGAACGCAUACAGGGGAAAAGCCUUUUCUUUGUUCCUAUUGUAAAAAAGGCUUUAACGUAAAAAGUAAUUUACUAAGGCAUUUAAGGACAUUGCAUGACAAAUAUGUACAUCCCAGCCUAUAUGGGAGUAAUGGCAACGCGAAUACUUAAGCCCUUAUAUAAUUUUUCAAUUGUAUAUGUUCUUUUUCUUCUUAAUAUUUCAUUUACAGGGUAAAUGUCACGCGAUAUCAUCUUAUACUUUUUAAAAUUAUAUUUAUAGACUGAAGGAACAGUAUGUGCAUUGAUAAUCCCGUAUAAACAAGUCAAAUUGGUCCAAAUAAUUAAAUAUUAUCGAUACGCGUGACAUCUUCUUUGAAAAUGAGUAGGUAUUAACAGCUUGAUUAGUUUUAUUACACCUUAAAUAAGGAUAACUUCAGUAUUCUUUUUUUGUAUUAAUGUGAAUGCAUCUUUUUCAUCAAUUUUAUUAUGUAUAAAAAUAAUUGUUUUAAUUUUAAAUGUGAAACUAUUAUGUUAAAAACACAAAAGCAAUACCAGGGCUUUAAAACCAAAGAGGCUGAUUACUAUUGCCAAAGUGUCUCGUUUCGUUGCUAUUUAAAUUCGUUUUUUUGAAUAUAGAACAAGAUAUGAAAAAUAUUUAUUUUGAUUACAAAUUUCAUUUAAACGUGUAAGAAUAAGGAUUAACGAUAUACAGGUCUUCGCAGUAUGUGCGUGUAAAAUAAUUCAUAGUAUAAAUCACAUCUAUUGAUUAAUAUAUAAUUAUUUAGUAACUAUAUAAAAUCCAAAUUAUGUAAGAUUUAACUGUAUACUUCUAGGCUAUUCCAUCCACGGUAGCCCACUUAUUCCCUCAGCUCGUAAACUAAUUAUGUAUUUUUAUAUUAAACUAGCUUAUACACAAAAGGUAUAAGAAAUAAGAUAAUUAAAAAUAAGGAAAAUUUUGAAUUUCAAUUAGGCUAGGAUAUAAGAAAUAACACAUAAUUCAAAAUUUAUCAAAUGUUUUGGAAAUAUAUUGAGUUCUUCUUACAUAUAAAAAAUGCAACAUUAUCAAAAUAUUGUCACAGUUUAUGAGACGGUAACAAUAUGAAUCUUAUAAGAUUGACACCACUUUACCAUGUUAAUCAUGAUCGUGUCACUCUAUUAUGAAUCUUAGUGUCAAUUCUACGUUGCGCUAACACUGUGACGAGCCAAAUGACUUUUAAAUGUAAAAUUUAAAUAUACGACCUUCAAAGUAUUUUUAAUUAUCCUUAAUCGUUCCUCAAUAAUGAAUAUCAAAAUAUACCUUUUUUUAUCUAAAUAAUACUAUUAUUCUGUUUUUAGUAAAAUCUUGAAAAUACUUAAUCUUUAA
Heterotrigona itama is the source of this 2762-nucleotide messenger RNA. The record is from the annotation of a GenBank genome assembly. Lineage: Eukaryota; Metazoa; Arthropoda; Insecta; Hymenoptera; Apidae.